GGGGGGUGGGACUAUUUUUGGAGGUGUGCUCAUUUACCCCGGCUCCUCCUCUAUGAGUCAACCUGCUCUCCUUCCUUAUGACCCUUCAGCAUUUUGACUGCUGCUGCCAUUUUUUCUCUGCUGCCUGUUUCCUUCACACAUCAGAAGCAAAAUGGCCUCUGGAGUAAAAGUUGCUGACCAAGUGAAGGAAAUCUACAAUGCCAUGAAACUAGUGAAAACUGAGGAUAAUCAGAUGGAACGUAUGAGAUUGGUGAUAUUCCACAUCGAUGGCUCUUGCAUUGACGUGGAGAAAAUUUUCCGUGAGAAAGAUCUGGAGAAAGAGGAUGAUGUCUACAAGUUCGUCCUGAGUCAGCUCAAAGCAGAUGAGUGCCGCUACAUACUGUAUGACUGCCACUUUGAAACCAAGGAAUCAAAAAAAGAAGAACUGGUCUUUUUCCUGUGGGCUCCUGACACAGCACCCAUCAAACUAAAAAUGAACUAUGCUAGCUCAAAAGAAGCCCUUAGGAAGAUCCUGACAGGUAUCAAACACGAGGUGCAGCUGAAUGACAAAACGGACUGCGGCGACAGGGCUGCUUUUGGAGAGAGACUGGGAAAAAAUGUAAUCAAAAUUGAGGGCCACGAUAUUAAGUAGAGUGCUGGGCAUUAAACAAACCACUGUUUCAAAUCCCUGCUUCAUUACAAGGUCAAUUUGAAGGCAUUUGAGAGGAUAAUGGCAAAGUUACCAAAUUGACUGAUUAUUUGGAUAGGUUCAACAAAGCUUAAAGGGAAGGGUUGGGCUCUGGAUGGGAUUAGAUUCUUGUAACACAAACCUCCUGAUAAUUGUGCCCUACUAAACUGAGUCACACCAGUUUGACUGUGAAAUCAGUCUUGUUCUGAUGUAAUCUUUUUCAUUUUGACAUGGACAAUAGUAUAAUUAAUGUAUGGCUGUCACUUAACUCUUAGUACAUUUUCUAUUUCUCAAAUCAGUAAUUUGCUGUGUUAGUACAUGCAUAGCUUGAAUCCCUGCAUACUACAGUGCACACCAUUUGUCUUUUAUGGAUUGGAUAAAGUCCACUUUAUACAACUAUCCUGUAAAAUAUCCCAGUGGACACCCUAGAGUUUACAAGGCCAACAUGACAGGGCCUGUAAGUUAUGACUAAAAUCUCUUUUCCUAGACUGUUACAGUUUGGAGACUUAAUAAGAAUACAUUUACAAAGAAAAAAAACAAGGUUACACUGAAAUUGCAGCAGUUGUUGCACUGUCUUGAGUAUUGUCAAAUAAAUUCAAUGCAAAUUGUU
Micropterus salmoides (largemouth bass) is the source of this 1277-nucleotide messenger RNA. RefSeq names its product cofilin 1 (non-muscle), like (gene cfl1l). The record is from RefSeq and is a predicted model, not a curated record. Lineage: Eukaryota; Metazoa; Chordata; Actinopteri; Centrarchiformes; Centrarchidae. Gene Ontology annotation, molecular function: actin filament binding. Gene Ontology annotation, cellular component: cytoplasm; actin cortical patch; actin cytoskeleton. Gene Ontology annotation, biological process: actin filament severing; actin filament fragmentation; cell motility.